UUGAUCCGACAAGGUUUGUGUGAUUUUGCUAAAAUGCAUCACCAACAGCGAAUGGCUGCCUUAGGGACGGACAAAGAACUGAGUGAUUUACUGGAUUUCAGUGCGAUGUUUUCACCUCCUGUGAGCAGUGGGAAAAAUGGACCAACUUCUUUGGCAAGUGGACAUUUUACUGGCUCAAAUGUAGAAGACAGAACUAGCUCAGGGUCCUGGGGGAAUGGAGGACAUCCUAGUCCAUCCAGGAACUAUGGAGAUGGGACUCACUAUGAUCACAUGGCAAGCAGGGACCUUGGGUCACAUGACAAUCUCUCUCCUCCUUUUGUCAAUUCCAGAAUACAAAGUAAAACUGAAAGGGGGUCAUAUUCAUCAUAUGGAAGAGACUCAAAUUUACAGGGUUGCCACCAGCAAAGUCUCCUUGGAGGUGACAUGGAUAUUGGCAACCCAGGAGCUCUCUCACCCACCAAACCUGGCUCUCAGUACUAUCAGUAUUCUAGCAAUAACCCCCGAAGGAGGCCUCUUCACAGUACUUCUAUGGAAGUACAAACAAAGAAAGUUCGAAAAGUUCCUCCGGGUUUACCAUCAUCAGUUUAUGCCCCGUCAGCAAGCACUGCUGACUACAAUAGGGAUUCACCAGGUUAUCCAUCCUCAAAACCAGCAGCCAGCACUUUUCCUAGCUCCUUCUUCAUGCAAGAUGGUCAUCACAGCAGUGACCCAUGGAGCUCCUCCAGUGGGAUGAAUCAGCCUGGUUAUGGAGGAAUGUUGGGCAAUUCUUCUCAUAUUCCACAGUCUAGCAGCUACUGCAGCCUGCAUCCACAUGACCGUUUGAGCUACCCAUCACACUCCUCAGCAGACAUCAAUUCCAGUCUUCCUCCGAUGUCCACUUUCCACCGUAGUGGUACAAAUCAUUACAAUGCUUCUUCCUGCACGCCACCUGCUAAUGGAACAGACAGUAUAAUGGCAAACAGAGGAAGUGGGGCAGCAGGCAGCUCACAGACUGGUGAUGCACUGGGGAAAGCACUUGCCUCUAUCUAUUCUCCAGAUCACACCAACAACAGCUUUUCAUCAAAUCCUUCAACUCCUGUUGGUUCUCCCCCUUCUCUCUCAGCAGGCACAGCUGUUUGGUCUAGAAAUGGAGGGCAAGCAUCAUCAUCUCCCAAUUAUGAAGGUCCCUUACACUCUUUGCAAAGCCGGAUUGAAGACCGUUUGGAAAGACUGGACGAUGCUAUUCAUGUUCUCCGGAACCACGCAGUGGGGCCUUCAACAGCCAUGCCUGGUAGUCAUAGCGACAUGCAUGGAUUAAUAGGGCCUUCUCACAAUGGAGCAAUGGGAGGUCUUGGGUCAGGAUAUGGGACAGGCCUUCUUUCAGCCAAUAGACAUUCACUAAUGGUUGGAGCUCAUCGUGAAGAUGGUGUCGGUCUGCGUGGCAGCCAUUCGCUUGUGCCAAAUCAGGUUCCAGUUCCACAGCUACCAGUUCAGUCUGCUACUUCCCCUGAUUUAAAUCCACCCCAAGAUCCUUACAGGGGUAUGCCAACUGGACUGCAAGGGCAGAGUGUAUCUUCAGGCAGCUCUGAAAUCAAAUCUGACGACGAAGGAGACGAAAACCUUCAGGACACAAAAUCUUCUGAGGACAAGAAACUAGACGAUGACAAGAAGGAUAUCAAAUCAAUUACUAGGUCAAGAUCUAGCAAUAACGAUGAUGAAGACCUUACACCAGAGCAGAAGGCAGAGCGAGAGAAGGAAAGGAGAAUGGCCAACAAUGCUCGUGAGCGCCUACGCGUGCGUGACAUCAAUGAGGCUUUCAAGGAGUUGGGCCGGAUGGUACAACUCCAUCUGAAGAGUGACAAGCCCCAAACCAAACUCCUGAUUCUACACCAGGCUGUGGCUGUCAUCCUCAGCUUAGAACAGCAAGUCAGAGAAAGGAAUCUGAAUCCUAAAGCAGCAUGUCUGAAAAGAAGGGAAGAAGAGAAAGUGUCUUCAGAUCCCCCUCCACUUUCCUUGGCAGGACCCCAUCCUGGGAUGGGAGAUGCAUCCAAUCAUAUGGGACAGAUGUAAAAAGGUCCAAGUUGCCACAUUUCUUCAUUUAAACAAGAGACCACUUCCUUAACAGCUGUAUUAUCUUAAUCCCACAUAAACACUUCUCCUUAACCCCUUUUUUGUAAUAUAAGACAAGUCUGAGUAGUUAAGAAUCACAGACGCAAGAGAUAUCAGCAUUCCCGAUUAUUAAACAAAAGCAAAAAGUGCAACUUGAGGGACGACUCUCUUUAACAUAUCAUUCAGAAUGUUUAAAGCAGUAUGUUACGAGCUGUAAAUGCACAGCCUAGAGACUGAAUGGCAAUCUUCUCCACACUGUGGGACAAUGCAUUUGUGCCUAAACUUCUUUUGGAAAAAAAAAUAUAAUUAAUUUGUAAGUCUGAAAAAAAAUAUUUAAUUUAAAAUUGUAAACUUGCAAUAAUGAAAAAGUGUACUUCUGAAGAAAAAAAUGAACGUUUCUGUUGGUGUGCUAGACAGCUAGUGUUUAUACUUACUGGAUAGUAAAAGGGAAGCUUUGCUGCCCAGAUAUUUACAAAACCAGCAAACGUCCUAAUGAAAACUGAAGUGAUGACAUUAGCCAUUCCUUAGGGUAGGAGGAACAGAUGGAUCUUAUAGACCUAUGACAAAUAUAUAUAUAUAAAUAUAUAUAUAAAUAUAUAUUAAAAAUUUAGUGAAUAUGGUAAGCUUUUGUUCAUUUGUUUCAGACUUUUUUGCUCCUGUAAAAAAAUAGUACUGAUUAACUUUUUUAAAAAGAAGAUUUUACUGUAAAUAAGGAUUUUUUGGUCUUAUUUCUGUCCCGCUCCCCUGUUUUUGUUAUUGUAACCUGUAGUGCCAACUCUGUCUCUGGAGGGGUAGUGCAGGCUGAAACGCUGACCCUGACGUUGCUUCUCAUUCAUAAGUAGGUAGAGAGUUGUUUCUCCAGUCUUUUAGGAACACAGGACUUUAAAGUCUCACCAUGUGUAGAUAUUACAGGCUGCAUUACUGAGACGUGGCAAAAUGAGUUUGUCUGAAUCGUAAUGUUGCUCUUGUUGACCCUGUUCUGGGAUUUUCAGAGGUACAAGGUUAGAAUGCUACAAUGUUACCACUGUGCCUUCCAAUGUUUAUAUCAUCAGAAACAUUACAUAAUCAAAGUGGCUGUGAUUUAACAAACCAAUUAAAGUGUUACCUAUGUGUGUAGCCUAAAUAGUGUGCAGUGAGGCGUUUCUGAAUACACGGUCAGAUUUUUUGGGGGGUGGGGAAAAAAACAUCAAUUGGGAAAAUUGCAAGCAGUGUGACCAAUUUGAUUGACUUCCUUUUUUCAUUCUUUUCUUGUUUUCAAGUGGAUUACUUAAAUGUAGACCACUUGCUGCCUCCUCCUUCAUUUGCAAAAUGCCAAUAUUCAGUCAUCAUGCAACAUUAUAACAAGCCUUAUGAGUCCUAAAGCAUUAAGUUGCACUUUCUUGAGGAGGAGGUAGGUGGGUGGUACAGUAUUUCUCUGGCCAGUAUGAAUGAAGUUUUUACUUAACAUAUUUAAUAGUAACAUAGAUCAAACUAUGGCACAGCAACUCAUCAGACAACUAGCUUUGAAGUCUGGGCACAACUGAACCAACUUCCAUAGUGGAUCUUAUAAUGAUUGACUUUGUGUACAGUACAAUUAACAGAUAGUGCUCCUAGUUAAGUAUUUGUCAGCAUCCUUUUGUCUCUAAUUCUAGUUUCUAUUUUUACAGCCACACAAACCUGGCAUGUAUUUUAAAUAAAAUCUCCCCGUUCAAGUAGAUUUUCCACCUAUCAGCACUGAGUAAAUGCCAUAAAUCCAUCAAAACGGUCUAAAUGUUCCAUCUGUUCUCCUGUUUUGCCAGUUAUAUAGUAAUGAAAAAUACAUUUGUAAAUUUUAUGCAACAAAUGGCAAGCGUAUCAUUAUUUUGAAAUCGUGUAUGUAAAAGUUAUAUUUUUACAUGUAGACUCUUGUUAUUAUGUGUUUUAAUACAUUGUAUCAGUUUUUUGUUUAAAAACAAUCUGUGUGGUUGAAAAAAGUCUCAUUUAAAUGAAAUAGUGAGAUACAAGAAUCUGAAUUUUAUGUUUGUUUCUGAAAACGUAAAGAACAAAUAUGAUAGUUAACAUGUGAUCACCUACAUACCCCUAAACAUUUUGAUUAGCUGCGUGCGUGUUGAAACCUGUAAAUAUGUUCAGUAGUGGGAAAAUUUAAAAUGCUUUGAUUUGUUGAUAAGUUUCUCAAAUGUGGAGGUGGAUUACGCCAUUAGGUAUACACAAUAGAGCAGCAGGCACAAGGUUUAAUUCAGAAUUACAAAUGAAUAUUAUUUUUAAAAUGCUGGACUUUUAACAGGCCUGGUUUAUAUGAAAAUGGCUGUGAUAAAGAUUAAUCUCACUCAUUGUUAAUGAUAACUAUGCUUUUGAGUGCUGGAAUAAAUUGCCUCGGGAGGUUGUAGAAUCUCCAUCUCUGGAGAUAUUUAAGAGUAGGUUAGAUAAAUGUCUAUCAGUAUUUGAUCCUGCCAUGAGGCAGGGGACUGGACUCGAUGACCUCUCGAGGUCCCUUCCAGUCCUAGAAUCUAUGAAUCUAUCCUUAAGGUUUCUCUUUAUCAGUAUCAUAUGCAUUGACACUGUCUAUGAUAUGAAGAGUGAAACAACAAUGAACAAACCAUAUAUUUUUGCAGGCAAAUUAUAACCCAGCAGAUCAUAUUCACUUUUAUCUAUACAUGUACACAUCAGGUUUAGGGAAUGAAAAUAGCCCUUUGACUAUUGGAGAAUUUUAAGAGCGUGGUUUCUGAUAACUAUUAUCAGAAAAUGCAUUAUAAAACCAAAUUAAUGUUAACUCUUAAAAAAUCUGAACAAAAAUAAAUGUUUGCCUUUAUUGACAUUUUUAAUAAAACUUGGAGUGAGGGUUUUCUUUGUAUUUUUUGUCUUUACAUUUGUCUCUCACUCAAAUUGAGUAGAAGUUUCAGUUUUUAGCCACCAGUUUUGGUGAACUGUAUCACUCAAUAAGGUGGUGAUUUUAUAGCAAACUUCCCUUUUAGAAAUAAAAUAGCCUUCAUCCACACUAGGUUUAACUGUGCGGAUGCCUCGAUACCACUCAGAUUCUGGAUAGUCUGAGACUAAAAAGAAAAAAAAAUGAACAAGCAAGUGUGUAGUGUUUGAAUUUUUUUUUCUUUUCAUUAUUUCCCAUCCCAAGGGAGGAAUUAUUGUCCCACGCUGGAUUUGUCACAGGUUUUUAGCUGAUGACACUAAGAUUGUAGAAGGCUGUGUAUUAUAUGGUAAUAAACCUGGCUUAGAAACACUGACUAAAAUAGCAGCUUUUUAAUAAAUGAUCCACCUCCACAUUCAAGUAAUUUAUGACUAUGCUGAAUAGGGAAUCUGUUCAUCUAGAACUUUUUAACCAUUUGUCUUCUGUGUAGCUGCAAGGAACACUAACGUUUAUACAACUGUCAGUCCUACCAGUGAUGCAACUUGUACUGAUUCAGUCUUCCGAUUUUUGGGGGGGUGGGAGAGGAUGGGGAGUCAGGGAGAGGAAAGUUUCAUCUUUGUAUCCACCAGGCAGAAUCUGAUCUGUGUCAAGAAGUGAACUAUACAGUAUAUUGCCAGGAAUGAAGAGAUUUUGGCGGAAACAAGCACAAAAAAUAAAAAUUAGUCCACUGGUUGACUGGGGGUGGGGGGGGUGGAAUAUGAUUAAUUCCAACACAUGGGGCACCAUGGCCUUUUGGGGCCUAUCUUUUUGUUUUGUUUAUGUUUUGUUUGUUUUUUAAAGACAUGUUCUUUCUCAUGGGACUUGAAGUUGAUUCAUAUUUGUGCAGUGCUGGUUUGACCAUACUCAUUUCAAGUAUUAUAGACUUAUGUAAUGGUGAAAAUAUAUGAACUGUGGCCUUUUUCAUUCUUGUUACUUGUGAUGCAAUUAAGUGAAGAUAAGAAAAAAAAAACAGCAGAGAUUUACCAUGUAUCAGUGCCUGGCUUUUUGUUAUAAAGCUUCGUUUGUCUAGUGCUCUUUUUGCUAUAAAAUAGACUGUAGUACACCCUAGUAGGAAAAAAAAACCCUAAAUUUAAAAAUAAAAAUAUAUUUGGCUUAUUUUUCACAGGAGCAAUCCUUUUAUACCAUGAAUAUUAUGGGAAAAAAUUGUCAGAUUCUGAAUAUUUCUUCUUUGUAGAUUUUUGGAAUCAUUCUGAGUAAAAGUUUGUUACUUUAUUUUACUAUUUAAAAGAUGUUAUUUUACCAUGUGUUACUGAGAUGAAACUGUAUGGUAGCUUUUUUUUUUUUAGUUGUAGGUCGCAACAGGGGGAAUUUUGCGACUGUUCACAUAGCUACAGCAGUAAAAACAAAACAACAAAAAAAAUGGGAAAAAAUGAAAAAAAGGGAAAAAGAUUUUUAAAAAAAGAUAAACAGUUACACCUUGUUUUCAAUGUGUGGCUGAGUGCCUCGAUUUUUUCAUGUUUUUGGUGUAUUUCUUAUUUGUAGAAGUGUCCAAACAGGUUGUGUGCUGGAGUUCCUUCAAGAACAUAAAAAAACAAAACAAAAAAAAAACAAAAAAAAAUACACAGCUUGGUGUAGGCCAUUACCUGUUUCUCAUCUGUAGUUAUUCGAUGCCGUCAUGUACAUGACCGUUCUGUAGCAAUAAAUGUGCCAUUUUUAUAAACUG
Molecule: messenger RNA, 6650 nt
Organism: Mauremys mutica (yellowpond turtle)
Lineage: Eukaryota; Metazoa; Chordata; Testudines; Geoemydidae
Gene: TCF4
Product: transcription factor 4
Exons: 20
Coding region: 34-2049 (671 amino acids)
Biological process (GO): regulation of transcription by RNA polymerase II
Cellular component (GO): transcription regulator complex
Molecular function (GO): DNA-binding transcription factor activity, RNA polymerase II-specific; protein dimerization activity; RNA polymerase II cis-regulatory region sequence-specific DNA binding
Source: RefSeq, a predicted model, not a curated record